UCUGCAAUGAAAGGAGAUGAAAAAAGUGGCCUUUAGGACCCGGUGAAUAUUUGGGGAACUUCACAUCAGUUGCUGCAAGCAAACAUGGAGGACGGCGGAGUGCUGGUUGAGAAACCUCAGGAUGAUGUGCCGGCCCUGCUGCUGAAUUCAAGGCCCCAGACCGGCUUGUCUUUCUUGGCUCCUGAACCAGAAGAUCUGGAGGAUCUUUACAGCAGAUAUAAGGUUUGUAUUUUUGUGAUAAUGCUGUGCAAUUUAACAUUUUUUAUAUUUUUGAUUCCUUCAGGCUCAAAUUACUAUGUUCGGAUUCUGAGCACAAUCGACAGAGAGCUGCUGAAGCCCAAUGCCUCUGUUGCUCUGCACAAGCACAGCAAUGCUCUGGUGGACGUUCUGCCUCCAGAGGCUGACAGCAGCAUCAUGAUGCUUACUUCAGAUCAGAAGCCAGAUGUGAUGUAUGCAGACAUCGGAGGAAUGGACAUCCAGAAACAGGAAGUGAGGGAGGCUGUGGAGCUCCCCCUCACACAUUUUGAGCUCUAUAAACAGAUUGGUAUUGACCCACCCAGAGGAGUGCUCAUGUAUGGCCCACCUGGCUGUGGAAAGACUAUGUUGGCAAAAGCUGUGGCUCACCAUACCACAGCGGCCUUUAUUCGUGUGGUGGGAUCUGAGUUUGUGCAGAAGUAUCUCGGAGAGGGUCCACGCAUGGUGCGAGAUGUUUUUCGACUGGCCAAAGAGAAUGCCCCAGCCAUUAUCUUUAUCGAUGAGAUUGAUGCAAUUGCUACCAAGCGCUUUGAUGCACAGACUGGAGCUGAUAGAGAAGUGCAGAGAAUCUUGCUUGAGCUCCUCAAUCAGAUGGAUGGGUUUGACCAGAAUGUGAACGUGAAGGUUAUCAUGGCCACCAACAGGGCUGACACACUGGAUCCAGCUCUGCUGCGCCCGGGUAGACUGGACCGUAAGAUUGAGUUUCCUCUUCCUGACCGGCGACAGAAACGCCUGGUGUUCACCACCAUCACCAGCAAGAUGAACCUCUCCGAGGAGGUCGACCUGGAGGACUAUGUUGCCAGGCCUGACAAGAUCUCUGGUGCAGAUAUCAACUCCAUUUGCCAGGAGGCUGGUAUGCUGGCUGUGCGUGAAAACCGUUACAUUGUGCUGGCUAAGGACUUUGAGAAGGCUUACAAGACUGUUAUCAAGAAAGAUGAGCAGGAACACGAGUUCUACAAGUAGAAUAUACAUAGACUAGAUAUCGGCAUUAGCAUUUACCCAGUUUAUUUCGGCCUUUAUUUGUACGUACA
This is a messenger RNA of Sinocyclocheilus grahami, 1286 nucleotides long. RefSeq names its product 26S protease regulatory subunit 6B-like. The transcript has 10 exons. Bases 85 to 1218 code for a protein of 377 amino acids. The record is from RefSeq and is a predicted model, not a curated record. Lineage: Eukaryota; Metazoa; Chordata; Actinopteri; Cypriniformes; Cyprinidae. Gene Ontology annotation, molecular function: ATP binding; ATP hydrolysis activity.